Molecule: messenger RNA, 1117 nt
Organism: Suillus subalutaceus
Lineage: Eukaryota; Fungi; Basidiomycota; Agaricomycetes; Boletales; Suillaceae
Exons: 4
Coding region: 266-850 (194 amino acids)
Source: RefSeq, a predicted model, not a curated record
CUUCGCUCACGGUUCAUAGCCAGUUCACAUCCGUUGGCAUGGCAUGUCCAAUAGGCGUACAUCCUUUCAGCCCUCAGUGCCAUUGACAGAAAAUUUCUCGCACAUCGUAUGAGAAUUCUAUUGAUGAUAACAUAUCCAAUCUCAUGUUCCUGUGUCCGUGAGCUUGGAACUUCCCGCUGCUCAGCCCAGCCGCGCCCCUUCUUUCCUGCCAUAAAUUCUUCAAGAACUGAGUCUUUGGCGGUGUCAGAAUUGAUCAUUCACCACCAUGUAUAGCAGGGAACCUUUUGACUACGCCAGCUUGAAUGCGCCACUAUGGCCACACCGUCUCUCCGCAUCAUUCUCAGCGAUGGCUGACCAGAUAGCAGCUGCGUCACAAGCACUCGCACUUGUUCCUUCCACGGCAUUCAGCGGCAAUGACAUGUCAGCUGAGUUUGCGGUUCUCAAGUCGAAACUCGCAUCGAUUGAGAGCACACAAGAUCGCCUCGCAGCUGAGUUUGCUGCUUUGCAACAGCAGUUUACGGAGCUGAACACGGAUAAGGGACCUGCGUUCGAAGAGUUGGAUAAGAAGAUCGAGGCACUCAAGAAGAUUGUGGAAAUUGACCAACAGCGACUUCCUGCGCGUUUGAACAACGCUCGGUCAACAGCUUUGAAGACGCUACUCAAGGCGCCCGUUGGAGCCGAUGGCAAGCCACCGCCGAACUUCCCUGCCACUAGGGGAGAAUUCGAGCAUAUCACAAAGGAGCGCUACGAGGCUAUUCUCAAGGCUUAUGGUCUGCCCAUCAAAGGAGACACUGAUGCCAAGCGAGAAGCUGUUCGUGCAUUUGUCGGCAUCCCUCAAGAUGGGCUCUAAGCAUGCAGGAGGAAGGAUGAGGACCAUAUGGCCCAUAGCUCUGGUCCAUCAAAUAAGGAAAUGUUGGAAGAACUCGGCUUGCCGGACGAGCUUUGGUCAUUUUGGAGGUUAUUGGAGAUUGACCGACCCAAGAAUCUACGCAACAACAGGAUCAGAUCGCGUAGUUAUAAGUAAAGCUAUAUCAGAGCAUACAUCAGUAGACUAAAAUCAAUAGACUAAAUUACUUGUGGAACUUAUCUUUCCUUGUUGUUCGUCCGAGUAAGCGGC